Bactrocera neohumeralis is the source of this 2468-nucleotide messenger RNA. RefSeq names its product cytochrome P450 6g1-like. The coding region runs from base 833 to 2398 and encodes 521 amino acids. NCBI's taxonomy places the organism in Eukaryota, Metazoa, Arthropoda, Insecta, Diptera, Tephritidae. Gene Ontology annotation, molecular function: iron ion binding; oxidoreductase activity, acting on paired donors, with incorporation or reduction of molecular oxygen; heme binding. The transcript has 4 exons. The record is from RefSeq and is a predicted model, not a curated record. Gene Ontology annotation, biological process: insecticide catabolic process; response to DDT.
ACUCUACAUAUAAGUCACUCAUAAUUCCCGUCCUGCAAUAUGGUGCAGAGGCAUGAACGAUGACAACAACUGAUUAGUCGGCAUUACGAGUUUUCGAGCGGAAGUUUCUGCGGCAUAUUUUUUGGUCCUUUGCGCAUUGGCAACGGCGAAUACUGCUGACUAGGUCAUGGCGUCUAUCCAUAUGGACUUCACUUCAGUUCUGAGGUAUUCGACGCAGGACUCACCAAGGGAAGCAGAGGAAGGGGAAGACCUUCACUUCUUUGGAAAGAUCAGGUGGCGAAGGUGCUGGCUUCACUUGGAAUCUCCAAACAGGGAAAAAGAAGAACAACUAGCGCGCUGUUGAAAACUCAGCUAUAACCACGUAAGCGGUGUCUACGCCAAUAAAGACUACUCUGAAUUCUGCAGUAUAUGGCAUUACGGCUUUGAAAAACGCGGCCAGCUGAUAACCUUGAUUUAUUACAACAUACUUACAUGCAUGUGCUUACAAUAAUCCCUUAAUUAUUAUUAUAUAAUCCCCUUUGUUAAACCGCUUAUUGACAUAUUUAUUACGAGUGUAAGUUAGUUAAUUAUUUGUUUAAUUUCACCCACACACACACACAUUCAAUAAUGCAUAUCAAUACUAGUCAUUAUUCAGUAAAGAUAAUGAAAUCAGUUCAGUUUUUAAUGACAUGCAAACAUCCUUUUAUAUAUACCUAUAGUACGAUUUAGUCAGAAAAUAAAAGCUCAAGCCGUUAGGACUGGAAUUCUCAGUGUUAUUGUGGAAGCGCGUUACAAAAGAUCGACAGAAAUUAAAAACUUCUUUUAAAAAUAAAAUUUUUCUUAAGUGCGUAUAAUGUUGCCGAUAGAUGCUGCUUAUCUCUUGGCGGCUCUCUUGGUACUCGUACUCAUCUACAUUUGGUGUCGCUACACAUAUGGCUACUGGAAACGCAAUAAGAUUCCCUAUAUGACGCCAUUGCCACUGAUUGGCAAUUUGGGUGUGAUGUUUACAUUGAGGAAUAGUUUCUAUCUAUAUCUAUCUGAUGUUUAUAAGGAUGCUAGAAUGUCAAAAGCUGCGGCAGUCGGCAUUUACAUAUUCAAUCGGCCAGCGUUAGUGUUACGUGAACCGGAACUUAUAAAAUCCGUGCUAAUCAAGGAAUUCGCGAUGUUCGCCCAUCGGUCAGCCGACUGUGAUCCACACAAUGAUUCCUUGGGUUCGAAUAGUCUAUUUUUCAUACGCAAUCCACAAUGGAAGGAUUUGAGACCAAAAAUAACGCCGGUUUACACAACGGUAAAGAUCAAACAAAUGUAUCCACUAAUGACUGAGAUCGGCACGGAGUUGGAAGCCCAUUUGAAAUCGUAUGCGAAGAAUGGUGAUGCUUUCGUAACUGAAGCUAAAGAGAUUUGUGCAAACUUCACCACCGAUAUAAUUGCUACCACCGCUUUUGGUGUGAAAGCCAACAGUCUUGCAAAUCCAAAUGGCGAAUUUCGCUCGCAAGGACGAAAAUUGUUCGACUUUACAUUCCGUCGUGCCGUUGACUUCUUCGUAGCCUUUUUAGCUCCCAAGUGGGUCUCUACAUUGCGUAUUAAAAUUUUUACAACCGAGUUCAGUUCCUUUGUACGUGGCACCAUCAGUCAUAUUAUGGCGUCAAGAGAAGAGAGCAAAGCGACGCGCAACGACCUCAUCGAUGUGUUGGUGAGCCUCAAAGAAGAGGCAGUUGCGAAGGGCGAAUAUAAUGCCCAUCUACAGGAUAUAUUGACAGCACAAGCUGCCAUAUUUCUGACAGCUGCGUUUGAGACGUCACCUUCGACGAUGACAUUUGCUCUAUACGAAUUAUCCAAACGACCCGAUUUACAAGAACGUCUGCGCAAUGAGAUCUGUGAAGCUUUCGUAGCUGAACAAGGUACAAUGUCAUAUGAGACUAUCAAUAAUCUACCAUAUCUGAGUAUGGUAUUAGACGAAGUGUUGCGCUUAUAUCCAAUACUACCUUAUCUCGAUCGCGAAUAUCAGCCGAAAGAAGAGGAAAAGCAAUUCGAUCUUAAACCGUUUUACGAUUACAGAGUGCCAAUUGGUAUGCCUCUUUUUAUACCAAUCUUCGGCAUACAGCGUGACCCCGAGUUUUGGCCCAACCCGGACACUUUCGAUCCUGAACGCUUCAGCGCCGAAAAUAAGAAAACCCAUAAGCCUAUGUCCUACCUUCCCUUCGGUACUGGACCACGUAACUGUAUUGGUUCUCGCAUCGGUUUGUUGCAGGCCAAAGUCGGUUUGGUGCAUAUAUUGAAGAAUCAUUAUGUGACCACAUGUGAGAAGACACCGUCGAAAAUGACUUUUGAUCCACUCUCCUUAUUCCUAAGUUAUAAGGAUAGAAUUUACUUGAACUUUGUCAAUGACAAACGCUAUGAACGCACUGUUAGGCAGUGAAUGUUCGAAAUUCGAACUAAUUUCGAAAAAGUGUCGGUACAAUUGAAAUUGGUUUAAAAAUUGUCUAUAU